GACGUGUCGCCGGUACUGCAACUUAUCCCGAAGUUUUACAAUCAUUCUGAAAGUGACGGCGUGGUUGCAGCUAAAGUUAUAGUUAUUCGAAUUCGUUCCACAAUUCCUUGGAGAAAUGUGUUGCUUUUCUAUAAUAUUUAAUAGUGCAAGUUUAAUUUAAAUUUUAAUCAUCACACCAUAAGUGACAAGUUACUGUGAACCAUGACUACAUUCAAGCUAAUACCAACGGUCGUGGUGUCUACGAUUCUGUUUGUUUCAGCAUUUGCACAAUCCUCUCGUUCCAUUGCCCAAACAAAGUGCUUCUUUCAAAAAAGUUGCAUCGAAUGCCUCGACGCUGACAAAGACUGUGCAUGGUGUACGGAUGAAAAUUACGAAAUGAGAAAAUCACGAUGCAUGACGAAACAAGAGCUAUUAGAAUCGAAUUGCAACGCAUCCAAAAUUGAGACGAACUACAACUAUUCCCAUCUUCAAAUUACGCAAAAUGAGCCGCAUCGGGAUUUUGAUGCUCAGAAGCUAGAAGCGAUACAAAUAUCGCCCCAGAAAAUGAAUCUACGCUUAGGCAAAUUGGCCGCAAAAACUAUUUCGUUUCAAUACAAACCUGCCAAAAACUACCCAUUGGAUAUGUACUACCUGAUGGAUCUUACCUGGUCGAUGCGAGACGAUAAAGCAACGCUAGAAAGCAUGGGUAGCCAGUUGGCACUGGCGCUAGCUAACAUGACGGCGAACUAUCAGCUCGGAUUUGGCAGUUUCGCCGACAAACCGGCCGUACCGUUUAUUCAAUCCGAACCACAUCGUCUCCAGAAUCCAUGCUAUUCGGAAAAUGAUCAGUGCGAACCAACGUACGGCUUUCGGCAUCGGUUGAAGAUCACGCGUGAUAUCGAUAGAUUUAUUGCGCAGGUAAAGGAAAGUAAUGUUACCGGCAAUGUGGACAAUCUAGAGGCAGGUUUGGAUGCGCUAAUGCAAGUGCUGGUAUGCGAAAAACAAAUCGGAUGGGGCUCGAACACUCGCAAAAUUGUAAUCGUGGCUACGGACGGGUGGUUACACAUGGCUGGUGAUGGGCUACUGGCUGGUAUCGUGGAAGAAAACGACAAACAGUGCCAUUUAGAUGAGGAGGGCAACUUUGUGGAUGUGCUAAAGUACGAUUAUCCAUCACUGGAGCAAAUCUGGCGUGUUUUGCUACGCUCAAAGACGGCCGUGAUAUUUGCCGUCACAGAGGCCCAAGAAGCGUACUACCGACGACUGAGCGAACUAAUGCCAGAGUUUACAAGCGUAGGCCGGCUGCAGGACGAUUCGUCCAACAUUAUUCAGCUGGUAGAUGAUGGAUAUCGAGAAUUUAUCAAACGGGUAGAGUUCACAGACAACUCGCCGGACUAUCUUGAAGUGCGUUACACCACUGACUGUGGUGGAAUGUAUCGCGUACCGCAACCGAUUAACCGAUGUGACAACAUUGAAAUUGGAAAGGAAUAUAAAUUCAACGUCGAGUUGCAGUUGCUGGAUUAUCCAAAAGACCCAUCGGUAACGAAUGUCACUAUUCGCAUUGAGGAGAAACUGAUCAGCAACGAAGCAGUUGAACUAGAAAUCGAUUUACGAACUACCUGUGACUGUGAUAAAAACAAGAAACCAACGGAACUGAGUGAAUUGUGCAACUUCAACGGGGAUUACGUGUGUGGACUGUGUCAGUGCUAUGUUGGAUGGAUAGGAAAAACGUGUGAAUGCAAUCUACAAAACUCUCAAAACCGACGAGAACUGUUCGAGCAAUGUGUGGCACCUAGUGAUGGAGAUGAGCUGCGUACCGGCCCUAUUUGUUCUGAUCGUGGAGAAUGCAUUUGCGGCCAAUGUUACUGUAAUCCCGGAUUCAAAGGUGAACAUUGCGAAUGUAACGAAUGUGCUACGAUUGAUGGUACAAUUUGUGGAGGUCCAGACCACGGUACCUGUAUGUGUGGGACAUGCAGUUGCUUGAACCCAUGGGCUGGUGACAAUUGUGAUUGCACGAUGGACACAACUGGAUGUAAGGCACCAUCGAACGACGCACUGUGCUCUGGACAUGGAGAGUGCACUUGUGGACGUUGCACUUGUGACGAAUCAUUUUUUGGACCAUUUUGUGAAACCAAGGAUGGCGAACAACCGGCACUAUGCUCAUCUUACGAAGAUUGCAUCCGUUGUGCAGUGUAUGGAAUAAAUGGUAUUCCUUGCCAAGAUUUGGACAGAAAGUGUCGUGAAAAGAUUGGACUGUACAAAGUAGAGCUGAUUGCCGCAACUUAUGACUUUCUAAAUUGCACUUUUCGAUUCAACGACGAAAAGAAUGUGUGCGACUACAAAUUCUCGUACGCACUUUCAACCAAUGGAGAAACAUUGCUCAAAGUACAGAACUUCCAAUGCAAAGAGGUUAAUUUGAUUGCAGCCGGGCUUGGCAUCGCUGUGUCGAUCAUUGUCGGUGGCAUAAUGCUGCUAUUUUGCUACAGAUGCAAACUAACGUACGAUGAUCGGAAAAUGUUUGCUAAAUUCGAAAAGGAAAGGGAGCAAGAGACUAAAUAUCAGAUGGAUAGUCCACUCUACAAAUCGCCAAUAACGGAGUUUAAGGUUCCUGCUGAAAUGGAAACAAGCGUAUUGUAAGUUAUUUGUUCAAAAUUAUGCAAGGUAUUUAGGUCGCUAAAAAAGUGUCGUUUAUCAUCCAUUAAAUUAGAGAAGAACUGUUCAUAGCCCGAUAAAAUAUAUUGUGUAUAUUGUAUCAUAACAUUAUGCUAAAUAAAAUGAAGUGAUCACACUUUAUUUCAUUUUAUGCGAGCACCGGUAGGCAAAACAGAAAAGUUUCGUAGUAGUAUAGUAGAUUAACCGGGGCGGCCCGGUGGUGUACCGGUAUCAGCGCCGGUCUUCGCACGACAGAACCGGUCCAAAAUCCCAUCUGGACCAAUCCCCCGAACUCGGAAAUGACUAUUCUGCUACGGGUAAAUAAAAGUCUUAGAAAGCCAGAAAUGUCAGGCCUAGACCUGUUGAGGUUGUUGUGCCGAUAACGAAGAAGAAGAUAGUAGAUUAAAACGUGCCAUUCGAAUAAACAAGAUCGAUUAAUAAAAACGAU
Anopheles moucheti is the source of this 3076-nucleotide messenger RNA. It is a transcript of the gene Itgbn, whose product is annotated as integrin beta-nu. Gene Ontology annotation, molecular function: integrin binding. NCBI's taxonomy places the organism in Eukaryota, Metazoa, Arthropoda, Insecta, Diptera, Culicidae. Gene Ontology annotation, biological process: cell-matrix adhesion; integrin-mediated signaling pathway; cell migration. Bases 202 to 2613 code for a protein of 803 amino acids. The transcript has 8 exons. The record is from RefSeq and is a predicted model, not a curated record. Gene Ontology annotation, cellular component: focal adhesion; integrin complex; cell surface.